Messenger RNA from Miscanthus lutarioriparius, 1689 nucleotides. The record is from the annotation of a GenBank genome assembly. Lineage: Eukaryota; Viridiplantae; Streptophyta; Magnoliopsida; Poales; Poaceae.
AUGGAUCUCGGCGAGCGCGUGGAGCAGGCGCUCGGAUCUCUACUUCCGCAAGCUCAGCCGGUGGAUCUAGCGGCGGCGCUGGCAGAUCACGGGGAUCCUUCUGCCUCCGCGAGCACGAAGGUGCCGGGCUCCGCCCAUCUGGAGCCUCCCCCGCCGAGGGCGGCAUCUAGGUCAAUUGACCACGGCGAAGAACAUACUCACCGGGGUGUUGGCUUCGGGGUGGUGUAUACCACUACCCCGGAACCUGCCCCGGUCAUAGGUGCGCCAAAUUCCCCGAACCUCCCUGCUCUGCAAUUUGGUUCGAUGGGUUGUACACCUAGUGGCCUGGCUCUGAAUUGGAAUUCUGCUAUACCUCCAUUUGAGUUCCCAAAAUUCGACGGUAGUGACCCCAAACUCUGGAUUUGGAAUUCUGAAACCUUCUUUGAUCUCUAUUCAGUGCCUGAGCAUCGAUGGGUCAAACUUGCCACCAUGAAUUUCAUUGGUUCUGCUUCCCUUUGGGUUCAGACCAUUCCUGCUUUCGCUCGUGAUUUAUCUUGGAAGGAGUUAGGUACAGCCAUUUGCAGUAAGUUUGAUCGGGAUGAGCACGAUCACUUACAUCGCAAAUUUUUCCACCUCAAACAAACUCAUACAGUCACAGAGUAUAUUGAAGCCUUUAGCGAUACUGUCCACCAGUUACUUGUUCAUAACCCCCAUUUAGAUCCUUCUUUCAUUACAAACCGUUUCAUCGAUGGUUUAUGUGAUGAUAUUAAGUCUGUAGUUUUGGUACAACGUCCCCACGACAUCGAUACUGCUAGUUCCAUUGCACUUUUGCAGGAGGAGGUAUUGACCGGGACGAGCAAGCAUGAAUUUCGCCAUAUGGAUAAUUCGUUUGGUGAGAAGGUGUCGAUUGAUGGUAGCAAGUCUUCUAUGCAGCCGUCUCCACCUUACACUAAGAGCACAUCCUCUAAUCGAGCAGACACUCGUCCACCAGAAGGGUCUGCUUCCAAGACCCCUGCUGAAGCCAUGGCGGACCUCAAGUCUUACCGCCGAGCCAAGGGUCUUUGCUUCAAAUGUGGUGAAAAAUGGGGCCCAGGUCACAAAUGCCCCAAGGCUAUAUCUCUCAAUGCCAUCAAAGAAAUAUGGAAAUUGUUUGAUGAUAAUAAUUCUGAGUACUCUACUGAAUGUCCAGCUGUUUACAGUGACUCUGGCGAUGAUUUGAUGCAUAUCACUGUACAGGCCAUCAGAGGCACCGAGCCUAGUAGAACGAUCAGAUUGCAGGGUUACAUAGCUGCUCAUAAGGCAUAUAUGUUGAUUGAUUCCGGCAGCACUCACUCGUUCAUCAGUGAACAGCUCGCUGCAUCUAUACCUGGUUGGACAGUUCUGCAUCAUCCCAUUCAAGUCAGAGUGGCUAAUGGCAGUAUCAUCAACUGUACCCAUCAAUUGAAGAAUCAAGUUUGGGGUGUCAGUGGGUACACUUUCAACACCACUUUCAAGAUCAUUCCACGUAACAGUUAUGAUAUUAUCUUGGGAAUGGAUUGGCUUCAGCAAAACAACCCAAUGCAAGUUCACUGGCAGGAUAAGUGGCUACAAUUUUCUCAUGUUCACCAGCUUCAAGCAUUGAUCAAGGACAAUUCUGUCCUCUAUCAAGUACAAGUGAAUCUCAACACUGAUCCUGCACCCGAUAUGCCUGUGUUACCUGGUGAAAUUUAG